Messenger RNA from Malurus melanocephalus (red-backed fairy wren), 280 nucleotides. Its product is annotated as histone-lysine N-trimethyltransferase SMYD5-like. NCBI's taxonomy places the organism in Eukaryota, Metazoa, Chordata, Aves, Passeriformes, Maluridae. The record is from RefSeq and is a predicted model, not a curated record. The coding region runs from base 38 to 265 and encodes 75 amino acids. The transcript is spliced from 2 exons.
GCCCGGCGGGUCAGGGCGGGGAAGUCGCCGCCCGAAGAUGGCGGCCGCGGCGGUGGGACACGCCGGGGCUGCGGCGGAGGCGCGGUUCAUCAGCAGCGCCAAGGGAAAGGGCUUGUUCGCCACCAAAAACAUCCGCAAAGGRGAAACAGUGUUCGUGGAGAGGCCGGUGGUGUCAUCCCAGUUCCUCUGGAAUGCCCUGUACAACUACCGAGGUGAGCGGCUGGCGCUGGUGGCGGGUCCCCACCCCUGUCACCUGUCCCGGUGAGGUGACCGCGGGACC